AUGGCUACCGCAACACACUACACACCCGAUGCUGGGGUGAUGAGCUCUCAGAUCAUCACCUAUUCUGUCGCCACAGCUCUCUUGGUCUGUCGUCUGAUAUCUCGAAGGCUUACACACGUCGCAUUGUGGUGGGAUGACUUUUUCGCGAUGCUCUCCUGGAUCUCUGCCUCUCUCUACUUUGGCUUCACGAUUUACUGGGCCGUGAAAAUGGGUCUUGGUCAUGUGAAGGCGGACGUUCCUCUACCAGCCGAGAGAGUUGAGGAGUACGCUCGAUUCGGUCUAUUUAUUGCCGAGUUCACAUACGCAAUGUCCCUUGGCUUCUCCAAGCUUGCUAUCCUUGGUUUCUACUGGCGCCUAUUCAGUGUCUCAAACAUCCGAAUGGGAAUCCGUAUCCUUCAGGGAUGCACUGUGAUCUGGCUCACCAUCCGAACUUUCAUGACCAUCUUCCACUGCAUACCUGUCGAAGCCUACUGGAACCACAACAUCAAGAACGCCGUGUGCAACAUCGACCCUGCCAAGUUCAUGUUUGGUACGACGCUGGUACAUCUUAUGCUCGAGAUUGCUGUGUUGUCGUUGCCUGUAUUUCAGGUCAAGAGCCUCAAGCUUCGCCCGGGACAGAAGAUCGCUGUCGUCGCUUUGUUCAUGUUUGGUAUCUUCGUUUGUAUAGCUUCGAUCAUUGUGCUUAUCGAAGCAAUCAACCUCAAUCCCAAGACGACUGAAAUGGCGAGGGAUAUUAGGGGAGUCAUUAUCUGGGCAGGCACAGAAGCCUACCUCGCAAUCAUCUCUUCUUGUCUCCCUAUCAUCCGACCUAUCUUCCGCAAGGUCAUCUCGAGCUCGAUACUUUCAUCGAAGUCCAACUCAACUGGUCCCAAUCCUAUCAGCGGCUUGACUAGCAGCCGGGGUAUCAAGCUUACCAACGUUACUCGAACAAAAGAAAUCGACGACAAUAGUUCGCAGCGACAGCUUGCCGAGCUUGAAGACGGAUCGUCUGAUGAUAUGAAUUUUCAUGGCUACCCAGAGCGUGUCGCCAAUCACAACACUGUCAUCACUAGUUGCGCCGAUGAGAGACCUAACAGCCACGCACACAAUACAAGUGUACAGGGCAUUCAAGUCAAGAAUGAGACAAGAAUAUACUAUGAGUAG
Messenger RNA from Fusarium odoratissimum NRRL 54006, 1143 nucleotides. RefSeq lists its product as uncharacterized. Bases 1 to 1143 code for a protein of 380 amino acids. The record is from RefSeq and is a predicted model, not a curated record. NCBI's taxonomy places the organism in Eukaryota, Fungi, Ascomycota, Sordariomycetes, Hypocreales, Nectriaceae. The transcript has 5 exons.